Messenger RNA from Ruditapes philippinarum (Manila clam), 8039 nucleotides. RefSeq names its product SH3 domain-containing protein 19-like. The coding region runs from base 379 to 3906 and encodes 1175 amino acids. Lineage: Eukaryota; Metazoa; Mollusca; Bivalvia; Venerida; Veneridae. The record is from RefSeq and is a predicted model, not a curated record. Gene Ontology annotation, molecular function: protein binding. The transcript has 11 exons.
AGUAAAAUGUUAAUGUUCUCAGCCACUCAUAGUUAUAACAUGGAAUGAAAGUAAUAUUUCGUCAUAUUUUCAGGUCCACCCGUACCUUCAAGACCAGCCCCGUCGGUGCCUGGAGGGGUCCGCCCUCCUCCUGCAGUACCUCACAGAACAAUCGAUGCAGAAGAAGUGCACUCCAGAUCACAGCCCCCGCCUCCACCAACUAGACCCUCAGGUCCAGUCAGACAGGAAGUCCCUCCUCUAUCGAAACCUCAACCCCCACCACCUUCAAGGCCCCCUGAAGUGGCUAGAGCAAAAUCUAGUAUCAUUAAGGCUCCGGAUAAGUCAAAUAAUGCAGCUGUACGGAAGAGACCAGAAAUUACUAUAGUGAGUGCGCGGCCCAUGAGUGAGAUUGAUUUUAAGGGCACAAAACCUGCUCUAUCUCCUACCAGUCAUGUCAAAGAAGAAAUCCAACCUGCUUUAGUACCUUCAUCUUCACCUAAAGAGAAGGAAAUAUUUGCUGCACCAGCUCACCCUCCUGCUCCAGCUCCGAGAGUGUCCCCAAGGGUGGAAAAGCCAGAUAAAGCACAUACUAGUCCAAGGGGAGCUCCCCCACCUGUGCCUAGACAUUCUGUGAUAAGGACCAAUGUUGAUGAGGAGAGUGAUAUUGUGCAUGAAUCAAAAUCUGAGGAGAUUAAAACUGUUCCAAGAGGCCCUCCACCACCUGUGCCUAGACCUACUAUAAUAAAGCCUAAUGUGCCUCCUUCAGUACCCUCAGGAAGAACUCCUCCAUUACCAGGGAGGCCCCCUGUUUCACCAAAGGUGCCUCAUCAGGGAAUAUCUGAACAUUUUCUGGAACACAAUUUAGAUAGUCAUGACUCUCAGGUUUCACCACCAAUGCCCCAUGGGGCACCCCCACCUGUGCCUAAGGGUCCUUCAGUUAUGAACAAGUUACCAUCCCCAUUAGUGCCUCGUAAGAUAAAUGAUCUGCCACAAAAAGAUACAAAUGAAAUCCACAAGAACUCUGUUGACACUAAUAUAAAUGCUGCUGACUUACAGGAUAAAACUGACACUGUUGAAGAUGUAAGUGAACUAUAUGCUGUGAUAAAUAAACCGAAGAGACCCACAAUAAUCAGACCUGGUAGACCAAGUAGUACAGUAAAAACUGAAUCAAAUACAGAAAAUGAAGCAAGUUCUGCAAAUGAGAUUAAGCCAAAAGUUUCGCCCACACCUAGAUUACCAAGAAACAUUAAAAAUGAAAGUGAACCCUCAAAUGUAGACAAUUCAUUGGAUGGCAGUAAAGAACACUCUGAAAAUAAAAGUGAUGCAAAUCCAGUUCCAGAGUUUCUGAGAAAAAAAUUGAAAUCAACCGUCGAUCAAGGUGACAAACAAGAAACAGAUGAAUCUGGUCCCACUGCUGGCGGUGGGCCAAAGGUUCCUCUUAAACCAAGACCCCUGUCAUCCAAGGGACCGCCCCCAGCAACUAAACCUAAACCUUCUGUUCUUCCAAAGCCACAGAUUGCUUCAAAGCCACAGUCUACUGUGAAAGCACCUGAGACUGAGUCACAUGAAGCGACAUUCAGUCAGAAUGCAAUGGAAAAGAAAAGCAUUGAAAACCAGUCUGAAUUUCAUGAUAAUGAAGUACAUAAAGAGGCUGUCCAUGAAGUUCCACAGCAAGUUAAACCUGCAAUGACGAAGAGACCAACUAUUAUUCGUCCGAAUAAAUCAGUUAAAACAGGUAGUGUAGAAAAUGUAAGUGUAGAGAGUAGAACAGAGAAAAGUGAUUCUGAUAAAGUUAAUUUAUUCAGUGAUGACAGUGCCAUAGAUGUGAAACAUCGCACGCAACCACCUCUCCCGAACAAAAGACCUGUCUCAAUGAUCAACAUCCAUAGAGCCGUGGAAAAUGAAGAACACAACAUGUCAGAAAAUCUUUCAUAUAAUUCAUCACGAUCUAUAGAAAAUGUAAGUGAACCUGUCAGACCUAAACCUAGACCAGCUGCAAGAUCAAGACCGGUUACUAUGAUCGUCCCUCCUGUUUCCCGGCCUCCAUUACCAAGUGCAGGACCAAAGCGCGACAAAUCUGGCCAGCCAUCUAGGCCUCUUGGAAGACCACCAGUCAAACCUCCGGCACCUGAGAUGGACAAUCAUGGCAAAAAACAUGAUAGUGAAGACGAUGUAUGUGACAAAAAGCCAUUGUCACAGGUUCCUUUUGGUGUGUCAGUGUUUCCAAAGUCUGAAAUGGAAAAUGAUAGCCCUCCAAAACCGAUUCACAGGCCUCCACCUCCAAUGAAAUCCCCGCGAAAAUCUUUAGACUCUUCGGAUGAUGAGGAGUUUGUAACAGCCAAAGAAAAGCCAGACAGACCUACAGCUGCACCAGUUCGCAGGUUUUCCGGUUCUGUUCAUAGAGAUUCUGGUGAAGAUGAUGUGAAAAAACCACCUCGUCCAGGCCCACCUCCUGCACACAAAGAUGAACAUGAUGAAGAUAUAGUGAAGAUUAGACCUCCAAAGCCAGAGGGAAGACCUCAAAGACCAAUGUCAAUGCCUGUAAAACAAAGUCCACCACAAAAAUCUGCAUCACAGAAAGCUCAAGGUCCAAGUCCAGGAAAGAAGAAUUUACCCUCGUUGCCAUCACGACCAAAGCCUGGUCAUCCCCUGUACUACCAUAUGAUGCAAGUUCCUCAUGGGAUAGCUGUACACGAUUAUACAGCUCAACAUGAUGAUGAACUUAGUUUUAAAACUGGUGAGUUAAUAAUCCUCGUAAAAAGAGUGGAUGGUGACUGGAUACUGGGUAAAGUUGAUGAGAGAGAAGGGAUGUUUCCUCAAGAUUUCGUCAAAGUUAAGAUGCCAUUCCCUGGAGAGAAAGUUGAGGAUGACAACUCUUCGAAUGACUCCGCAGAAAUGUUUUACGAUGCCAGUGCAGAAAAGCCCGAUACGAUAGGCCAUGGACCAAGAUGUAGGGCACGGUUUGACUUUGAUGGAGAGGGUCCUGAUGACCUUGUCUUUGAGGAAGGGGAUGUUAUAAGACUUAUUGAAAAGGUUGGACUGGAGUGGAGAAAAGGGGAGAUCAAUGGACAUGUUGGGUUGUUUCCCUUGUCAUUUGUUGAAAUUAUUGAAGAGUUACCAGAAGAGGAAGAAAAGGAUACAGGAAGUUAUGUAAAGGCUAUUUUUGACUUUGAAGGUGAAGAUGGGGAUCUAAAUUUUCAGGCAGGUGAAACUAUCAAGGUUACACAUAUGGUUAAUGGUGAGUGGCUGUAUGGGGAGAUAGGGGUCAGGAAAGGUCAAUUUCCUGUCCAGUUUGUAGACCAUGUUCCUCAUGGAUUGUCUCCCUUGUCUAGUGGUGACAGUGAUGCCAAGGGAGACAACUUCACAGAAACAAAAGUAGAAGAUAAACUGACAGCAACUUUAUCAAUGUGGGGUGAUGAAGAUCAUUAUACCCAGACUGAUUCAUCAACGGGUGCUUCUAGACUUGACUCCCAUGCGCAACAUUUUCAAGACCCUGUUUCCAUGGCAACCUCAAAAUCAGUGACCCCUUAUUGUAUAGCAUUGUAUGAUUACCCAGCACAAUCUAUGGAUGACUUAGAGUUUAAUGAAGGGGACAAUAUUGAAAUUAUUGAAAGAAUAAGUGCCGAUUGGUUAAAAGGAAAAAUUGGCGGGAAAACUGGAAUGUUUCCAUCUGCUUUUGUUGAUGUCAAAGUUGAUAUUACUGAAACAGGUCCUACAGCUUCUGAGCCAGAUCAUGAAGAGGUAACAGAGGUAUAUGGUGUGGCAUUAUAUGACUUCAGUGGAGAAGCUGACAAUGAGUUGACCUUCCAUGCGGGAGACAGGUUUGUGGUUCAAGACCUAGUGGAGGGAGCGGAGGAUUGGAGAUGGGGAGUUAUAAAUGGACAUAGGGGAAUGUUUCCUGCAACUUUUGUAGAAGUGGACAGUUGAUGAAUGUAUUAAUAUAGGUGUCAAAUUAGAGCCACAGUGGCUUAGUGCCUACAUUUGCUGAUGGUGUACCACACACCUCUUUUAGGUUUGAGUCCCGGUUUGGACAGUUAAUUCUUAAUUGCAGGGAAGUUAUCCUGUUGGCAUAAAAGUUGUGUUUGUUAUUAUUAACCUGGCACAUGUCUGUGCCUGAAAUAAUGUUCCAAGGAGCAUUUUAGAGUUUACCUUCACUCACAAAGGGUUAAAAUUACAAGAUGAUAUCUACAGGAAAUGUGCAAGUUAAAAUGCAAAAACCUGAAGCCCCCGUUUCUAAUAUAUAUGCAUCAGUUGCUGAAAUGUAAGGAAAUGCAUACAAAUCAUGUUUAUUGACAAAGGUAUAGUUGCUCAAACUUUUAAGCAAUUUCAUGUCUUCCAGAACAGACAAGAUAUUUUGGCUCUAUAAACUUUUAUUCAGAUUUCAUCCUAUGCUUAAAAACCAUUCCGGCUCUGGUCAGUUUCUGUGGUAAUAUUUUUCUGUAUUAGAAACUAAUAGGUUGUCUGGGACUUAAAUGUCUGAACAAAAAACUAUGCAGUUAUAUUUAUUGUGCAAUGUUAUGUUUGUAUGUAAAGUUUUGCGGUAUUUGAUCUGAUAUUUAAUUGUAUUUAUUUCAUAAGGUAAUGGAAAUGAUACAAUGUACAUGUAUAAGAGAAUUGUGCUAGCAGGGAUGCUAUUAUUAAACAUAUUUUUAAGAAAUUAAUAAUUAUCUUCAUAGUUGAAGCUUUUGGGGCUGUCUGCAAAGUAAGACUGUUUUUGUUAGGAAUUCAAAAGUAUUUACAUGCUCUGAUUAUAUAAUAAUUCACAAGUUGGAGGAGACUCAAAAGCUGAAUAAUCUAUGUCACUAAUUGUAUUUCCACUGCUUUUGGUUCAAAUGCUGUUUUGGACUUAACUUUAGUGUUGCAAGGUUAUUUAAAGUCAUUUGGGUUCUUUUUAUCACAUAAUCUUUCCUGUUCCAAAAGCAAACUGAAGAGAAAAAAAAAGAGACAAACAAAAUCUAGGGGUUUGAGAGUGAAGGUUUCUUAUAUAGAGAAUCUAAUCCUGUGUUUUUUUUUUAUCUAAUAGCUAUAUCUUUCUUGGUAGUCAUUCUAAUAUAUAUGUUUCAGUUAAUGAUAUGAAAAGAAAUGCAUACAAAUCAUGCAUAAUGACAGAAGUCCAGUCCCUCAAACUUUAAUGAUAUGCAGUUUCUUAAAGAACAGACAAGAUAUUCUGGCUGUUUGACAAAUAAUAUUUCCAGUUUAAAUUUACCAAACCAAGCUAUUAAGAACAUAUAAAAAAUUUUCUGAAGAAGACAAAUGUCACUAGCUAAAGAAAAGCGUUUGUUUUUAUUGAACUGAUUAUAUGUAUCAAGAAAUCAUUGUCUCAAUUAAGGAUAUUUUUCAUGUUUGUCCAUGCCUAAUCAAAUGACAUGAAGUGCAAUUUUGUACAUAUAACAUUGUAUAUUUUAUAUCCAGUCAUAGCUAAUAGCCAUAUAACCAGCUUGCUCAGUAUGUAUAUUUGUGGGUUCAAAUCCCUACAGGUAAAUUGAUUUUUUUUGUGAUAGCACUCUCUAGGUAGUGGAAGUCUUGUCCCUGAUAUGAUGCUCUAAAAGGCACAUAUUAAGACAAGAAAUAGCCUUGUUUAAACUUUAAAGUAGUGCUUAGAAACUAAUUAACAUUGAUCUGUCAUAUAACUAGCUUGCUCAGUAUGCAUUUUUUGUAGCUUUUUAAUCACAAUAAGUAAAUCGAGUUUUUUUGUGUGAUGAAAUUUUCUAGCUAUGGGGUACUUGCCCGGAAAAUGAUUCACUGAAGGGGUCUUCUUCCAAUAGUAAUUCUGAAAAGUAACAUUAUUUAUUAUACACUGUUGGUUAAAGUUGCAACACAAGAAUUAACCUAAAGUACAACUAUUCAACAUUGAUCUGCAGGGUUUUUAUGAAUAUUUAAAUGAUAAUGUUUGAUCUGUGUCACAAUUGUUAAAAUGCUUGUUAUUAUAAUUAUUGUAUAAUUAUAUAGCAUAAUGUAAUCAUUAUAAUCAUUCUUUAUAAAUAAGAAUAUUCUACUUGUAUAUUUAUUUACAAUAUUUUAAUUAUUUAGUAAGUUUAGUUUAGUUUAGAAAAAUGGAAUUACAGUUCACCCAGCCUGUAAUUUGGUCAAUGCAGCCACGGAAGUUGCCAUUGCAUUUUAAAUGAAAUAAUUUUUGAUAUAUAUGUAAUUUAUACAUGCAAGACAUUAUAUGUAUCACAUGUACAGAUAUUCUUUUAAUGUCUUUAGAAUUUAGAUACAGAAUCAAGAGUGUAAAAAACUUUUGUCAUACAUACUUAAUUUUUUCAAAAUAGGUACAUAAUUAUAUUAAUGAUUGUUAUUAUUUUUAUUUGCAAGUGUCUUUAGUAUAGGAAAUUGUUCUAAACUGGCCAUCUUUUACGAGCCAGUCAAUGAAUCAUGAUGAUAGUUAUUCUGGUAGAUUUGUUUUCUAUUUAAUAAUGGUUUCAUCAUAUAAACAUUUAGUGUCACUUGGUGUAGUAACAGGUUAACUCCAAUAAAAUUAUAUGAGUUAUCCCAUUACUGCACUAAAGUUACAUUUUAUUUUUCCUUCAUGGUAAAUUUAUCAUGGUACUAUAUCGUUACAUUGAACACAAUAGUUGAUUUAUUUUUAUAAAAUUUUUGUGAUAUCAAUUUGCAUUUAACACAGUAACACUGAUUUUCUGUGAUAUUAUAUAAGAGUUAAUAUGGACAAAAAUAUCAAUUUUUGUACAGUAUAAAGUGUAACGUUCCACUGUGAUUUAAUUCUUGUGUACCUGAGGUACAUAAUGUACAAUAUUUUGAGUGUGUAUGAAUGAAAUGUUAAGUUUGUUUGUUUAUUUUUAAUCAAUCUGAUGUGAAAUCUCCAAAUAUUUUACCUGUUUGUUAACCUGUUUAUAGCUUUUUAUUUAUUAGUUGUUUUUCAUUUUAAACGCUAUGAUAUUUAAUAGCUUUUAGUGUAAAUAUAUUUGUAAAUAAUUUCAAUUGAUUGCUAUUCUGAACAGUUAAACCUGGAGUAAAAAAGAAGCAUGCUAUUAAGUUAAUAGCAGGAUGGUCUUCACAGGCAAAUGAAAUGUUAAUUGUCAAUGUAAGGAAAUGACCAAAAAUUCAGUGAUAUUGUUUUGGCCUUGGAAUAGGUGUGAAGAAUAACAGUCAAAAGUUGUUAUACAUAAUAUUGGUGGUUUUUAUUUUAAGAGGCCUAGUUAUUUUUAACUUUUAUUCUCACUGAAUUUUUAUGAAAUGAAGAAUUGGGAUAGUCAAUUAUUAUAUUGAGGGGUGUUGAUAUCAGAAAAGGUAAAGUUGAGCAUCCAGCUGUAUAACAUAAGGUCAGACUGUGUGUUUACAAACUGGCUUGGCCUUAAACUUGUGAUGUAAGACACUUUGUUACUGGGGUUAGGUAAUAUAACAAAUAUUAUACAAAGGUAUGAACAAACAUUGGAAGUCUUCCUCAACCAGAAAUUUGCCAUGCAUAAAUGAGAUGUGUGAGAAAUUUUUUCCCUUAUAUGUAUUGCCAUAAUUUUAUUCAUUAGACAGCAUUUCUACGUAAACAUUUAUGACGUUUAUUAUUUGAUUUUUUUUUUCUUUAUCGUUUUUUAACGUGUUGAUCACAGAUUGAUGUAUAUUUUUGUACUAAAUUUUUGCUUGUCAAUGAAGGUACAAGGAUUUGUUUUGAUGUUUGGAAGAAAGAGGUACAGAAGGAAUAUAUUUUUUUUAGUUUUGCCUGGAACUCCCUUAAACUUAAAAUGGAAUGUUCCACAUUCAAAGCCAGGCUUAUCACAGAUUCAGCCAUUUCUACAGAUGCAAUCUUACUGAGCAUUGAGAGCCUUGUUUUUUAUUUACACAAAAAAAAUGCAAGAAGUUGACACUUAUUUGCCUAUAAUUACAAGCUAUAAUAACAUCCUGAUCUAUUGGCACAGAUGUACCAUCGUUGGAAAUUGACCUUCACUUGUCCCAUGGUUAGAUUACCUUCAUGUGAGCUGGCUAAAUGUUAAUUAAUAUUGAAAUGGCCUAUGAAAUUGUGAAAAAUUCCUAGAAAAUGGACUUUAUCUACAUUAGAUUUAUCAUUUAAACAAAUCUUUUAUAGUGGGUUAGCUAUUUUACAUAGG